UGCUACCUGCUACUGAUAAACGGAAGCUCAGCGGCCAAGAUGAAUAUCAAUGGUCUCAACGUUACUUUAAUCCUGUUGUUGGCGGUAGCAACCUUAUUAAUGUGUUGUAGUUAGAUAGUUUUUGUGAAACACUGACACACGGUCCUUUUUACCAUUAAUGAAAGGACCGUGGCACUCGAGUCUCGCUUUGUUUACACUGCAGCAGAUGGUUAACGGCGUAGAUUAGCUACUUUGUUACGUGCAGUAAUAAUGGAAUCCCAAUGUGAGUAUGUCAUGUACUUUCCCGCCGCUCCAAUAUCGAGUCUGUCAGAUCCGGCGCAGUAUACAACUCUUCCGCGGCGAAAGCACGUCUACCUCGGGGAGGUGGUCCAGUUCCUGCUGGUCCUGCGGUCUCGGACCGCGGCGGGGAGGAGGGAUGACAGCUCCGGUGUUUUACCCUGGAAGGACCUGGCUGGUUCUCUCUUAGCUCUGGCGAGUGUGAGCGUCGCCGAGAGCCGGCAGCAGAGACCCGACGAGUACCAGCCAGACAUACAGAGCACCUGCAGUGAGGACGAAGGAGGGGAAGAGGAGCCCGGGGAGAAGGAGGCUGGAGGGAAAAACGAGCGGACUUUCAGACAGUGCAGCCCGCAUCUCAUUCACAACAGCUCGGCUAGUGAUGGGCGGCAGCAUGGAAGGGAACCGGUGAAGUCUGCUCUGGUGCUAGAUGACCAGGUUAUCUUCUGUCUCACUGUCUCUUUGGACAAGCUGCCAGUCAACACACUUAAAGCCAAGAUUAUAGUGACUGUGUGGAAGCAGCAGGAGGAGAAGGUGGAGGUGAGGGAACAUGGCUACCUCACUCUUCUGCAGCUCAGGAGUCCAACACACACCUUCAGACAGGACCUCAACACCUUCAAGGCACAAGUUAGCACCAUCCUGAAUGUUCUUCCACCGCCUAGCGUGCAGUGUCAGCUCAUGGCUGUCUCUGGAAAACACCUGACUGUCCUCAAAGUGUUGAACUGCAGCUCUCAGGAUGAGGUGUGUGUCAAAGAUGUGAAGAUUCUGCCCAACUAUAACUCGUCCUACCUCCCCAUGAUGCCAGAUGGUUCAGUUCUCAUAGUCGACAAUGUCUGCCACCAAUCAGCUGAGGUAACUGUGGCUUCAUUCUAUCGGAUAGACAGUGAGUCAUCACGUUUACCCAGCAUGCUCAGCGCCCUGGAGGAGCAGAACUUCCUGUUCCAGCUGCAGCUACAAGACAAAGCAGAGGAGGACUCCAGUGAGGGUUUGGAAAUUCCGUUGGUGGCUGUGUUACAAUGGUACACUCCAACACUGCCUUUAACGAGAUACAUCUCCAGUUGUUACUCACUGCCCAGUAUCCGCCUGGAUCGUCCUCAGCUGGUGAUGACAGCUUCCUGUCCUAGUGCUGUCAAGCCUCUGGAGCACUUCUGGGUAAAAUACACCCUACUUAACAACUUGCAGGACUUCCUGGCCGUCCGUCUGAUCUGGAAUUCGGAUGCUGAUAGAGGAGGCCAGCAGGACCACAGGGUGGGGGCAGUGGUGUGCCAGUCUCCCCUCAACAACCUGGGACAGUGUAGGAAGGGCUCCACCAUCUCCUUCACUGUGGCCUUCCAGAUCCUCAGGACUGGACUCUUUGAGCUGAGCCAGCACAUGAAACUGAAGCUCCAGUUCACAGCCUCAAUGUCCACUCCUCCCGUGGAGCCUAGAUCCCCACUGAGGAACUCUCCAUCGUCAUCGUCCAGCCCUACGGCCAGAGAGCUGCUGGAGAGACACAGCCUGGGCCGAUCGCAGAGCUUCUCCCACCGGCAACCGUCCAGGUCACACCACGUCAGGUCAGGCAGUGUGAUGGAGUGUAGAGCCAUCACCCCUCCCGUCGGACCUCCAGCGAGCAGAGGCCCAUACCUGCCUCCUGACCACACCCUCAUUUCACUGGACAAAAUAGCCAAGAGAGAGUGUAAGGUGUUAGUGCUGGAACCAAUCCAAGAGGCACACAGCAGGUGA
Molecule: messenger RNA, 1995 nt
Organism: Epinephelus moara (kelp grouper)
Lineage: Eukaryota; Metazoa; Chordata; Actinopteri; Perciformes; Serranidae
Gene: trappc14
Product: trafficking protein particle complex subunit 14
Exons: 11
Coding region: 250-1995 (581 amino acids)
Biological process (GO): cilium assembly
Cellular component (GO): TRAPPII protein complex
Molecular function (GO): alpha-tubulin binding
Source: RefSeq, a predicted model, not a curated record